GUGGUGGUUGUGUUGAACAGAGGGGAUGAUGGGAGCUGACGGCGGCUCGGUGGGGACGAACCCCGAAAACAGGACUGACCUCUGAACCCGAGAGACACACUGACCACGGUGUCAUGGACGACGUGGAUCCAUCUCCUCUGCGGCGUUUCGUGGUGGCGAAACGUUCGAUCACCUCCAUCUUUGAUCAGCUGCUGGACUUUGUGAAGGAUGGCUCCGCCUUUGUGGACGAGGCGUGGCGUGGCGAUGACCUGGGUCAGGUGGCAGUGGAGGAGCAGAGUCUGGAGCUGCAGAGCUGUGCCACCAAACUGUGGACCAUCAGGGAGGUUCUGCUCAGGAGACACAUGAAGGUGGCGUUCUUCGGCAGGACGAGUAACGGGAAGAGUACAGUGAUCAACGCCAUGCUCAGAGACCGAGUGUUGCCCAGCGGCAUCGGUCACACCACCAACUGUUUCCUGAGGGUGGAGGGAACCGACGGAGAUGAGGCUUACCUCACCACCGAGGCGUCCAAUGAGAGGAGGAGCGUCAGCACGGUGAACCAGCUGGCUCAUGCCCUCCACAUGGAUCCCACUCUGGACUCCGGCAGCCUGGUGAAGGUCAUGUGGCCUAAAAGUCGCUGCGCUCUGCUGAGAGACGACCUGGUGCUGAUGGACAGCCCUGGUACUGAUGUCACUUUGGAGUUGGACAGCUGGAUCGAUAAGUUCUGUUUGGACGCUGACGUUUUUGUUCUGGUGGGAAAUGCUGAGUCGACGCUCAUGAACACGGAGAAACUUUUCUUCCACAAAGUCAGUGAGAGAAUCUCCAAACCAAAUAUCUUCAUUCUCCACAACAGAUGGGACGCCUCAGUGAGUGAACCAGAAUACAUCGAGGAGGUGAGGAAGCAGCACCUGGACCGCUGUGUGAGUUUCCUGGCGGAGGAGCUGAAGGUGGUCGGUCUGGACGAGGCUCCAGGGAGGAUCUUCUUCGUCUCGGCCAAAGAGGUCCUGAACUCCAGGAUGCAGCGAGCGCAGGGCAUGCCUGAGACAGGUGGCGCUCUGGCUGAAGGUUUCCAGGACAGACUGAGAGAGUUCCAGAUGUUCGAGAGGACGUUUGAGGAGUUCAUCUCUCAGUCUGCAGUGAAGACCAAGUUUGAGCAGCACACAGUGAGAGCGUGGCAGAUCACUGAGGCCAUCAAAGCUGUGAUGGACGCCAUCAACAUUGCCUCCGCUGACAGGAAGAUCUGCUGCCUGGAGGAGCGCGAGGAGCAGAGGGACCGGCUGGACUUUGUCCGAGGACAGAUUAACCGUCUGACCGACAACGUCAAAGAGAGGAUCAAGACUCUGACUGAUGAUGUCACUGCCAAGGUGGCCACGGCGCUGUCCGACCAGAUCCGCUCACUUCCUGUCCUGGUGGAGGAGUUCAGAGCUGACUUCAACCCCACACAGGAAACUCUGGAGCUCUACAAGACUAAGCUGCUGCAGCACGUGGAGGAGAGGAUGGUCUGCAGUUUGUCUCACCGCUGCUCCGUCAGCAUCCUCAAAGACAUCAGAGACGCUCAGAGAUUCAUGAUCGACAGCGUCCGUCCUCUGCUGUCUCUGCCCGUCCACGAUCAGCUCUCCACUCCCUCCACGUCCUUCGACCUGACGUACGACCUCGGCCUCAUCGCCCUCUGUGCAGAUUUUCGUGAAAACAUUGAGUUCCAGUUUUCUCUGGGCUGGACCGCCCUCGUCACCCGCUUCAUCGGAGCCACCAACGCCAAGCGAGCACUGAGCGGCUCCGACCCACGACUGCAGGAAGGCGCCAACUUUAAGGAUGAGAUGGUGGUUUCCAUAGCGACAGGUCUGGUCUCCGUCACCUCCCGGGCGUCCAUGACGGUGCUGAUCAUCGGAGGAGUGGUGUGGCGUUCGGUUGGCUGGCGUGUCAUCGCUCUGUCACUGUCUCUGUACGGUCUCCUCUACCUGUAUGAGAAACUCACCUGGACCGACGCCAGCAGAGAGCGCGCUCUGAAGCGGCAGUUUGUGGAGCACACCGCCCACCGCCUGAGGGCUGUCAUCCCCGUCACCAGCUCUGCCUGCAGCCAGCAGGUGUAUAAGGAGCUGUCGUCCACCUUCAGUCGUCUGACUCAGAGAGUGGACCUCAGUGAAGCCGAACUGGAGGGAAACAUCCGUCAGCUGAGCUUCAGGAUCCAGAGACUGGAGAACAUCCAGAGGAGGUCCAAGGCCUUCAGGAACAGAGCGACGGAGCUGGAGACUCAGCUGGAGCUCUUCUCUGUUCAGUACCUGCAGGGAAACUGAAGCACAGCUGAGAGCUGCAGCGCCUCCUGCUGACAGACCUCCACACUGUUCACGUGUCAGACUGUGACUCUGAUCUCCAAACUGUCUCCUCUCACUCCUCCUUCCUCCGCCUCUGCUCAGGACGAGUCGUGAACGCAGGGCGCGGCGCAGCGAAGUGACCGACUGAACUGCUGAACUCUGAGCUUUUGUUCUGUUAUUACAGAUAUUAGGUUUUAUUAUUUCAGGAGGUGGGAGGACACGAGUCACGUGACUUGAGGACUUGAGACUUGCUUGACUAACACUGAUGAAAGACUCGACUUAACUUUGACUCGGUAACCAAGACCUGAUUUUGACUUGAGACAGACAACUUGAAAUUACUUGACUUUUUUUAAUUCAAUAUUUAUAUUUUUCUAGAUGUUGAGAAGUUUUGUUUUUAAAUUAAGAUGUCGCAGCCGGGGAGGACCCACCGGCUUACAUUUGUACUCACGCUACCACAGCUCUGUGCUCCUCUUUCACAGCUCUGUUCUCCUCUUUCACAGCUCUGUCCUCCUCUUUCACAGCUCUGUGCUCCUCUUUCACAGCUCUGUUCUCCUCUUUCACAGCUCUGUCCUCCUCUCCCACAGCUCUUCCCUCCUCUUUCACAGCUCUGGAAACAGUGAGACACACUGACCCAGAGCCCAAACUGACACCUCCAUCAUGUUUGUUUUGUCCGACCAACUGUUCAAACUUCAACAAAAAAAUAAUAAAAAGCAAAAGCAGGAAAAAAAUCAGCUAGGGUGUCUGGGCUCAGCCUUAGAGAUAGGGGGAGGAGUCAGACAUCUGGAGGGAGCUCGGAGUAGAGCCGCUGCUCCUUCAUGUUGAGGUGGUUCAACAUCUGAUCAGGAUCCUCCUGGUCCAGCUGGUAGGAGGCCCCGGGGCAGACCCAGAACACACUGGAGAAUGAAGAUGAAUGGAUGAAUUAUUAAAAUAGAGGCACAGUUAUUUUCUGUCAGUUCAAUAACUGACUCGUAGUUCCAGAUGUACUUGAACAGUUUCAGAUGUUGCGAGUGUCAAGUCUUAAUUAGUUGAGUAACGAGUAACUAAAGCUGUCAAAGUACAAGUCAAGGUAGACGGUGACCUGAGAGGAGAAUGUGUUGAGUUACAUUCCACCACUGGCUGCAGUUUGUUUAGUAUCUUUACGAGUUUGUAAGUAUGACUCGACUCAACUUGAUUGAUUUCCACAACAGUGACUUGGGACUUGAAAGUUAUGAGUUAAUGAUUUGCACGUGUGACUUGCUCCCACCUCUGCCAAAAACCAAACAUGGACCAGCUGUUGACGAGAACACUGCGCGCUGUUUGUCCUUCUGACUCGAUGUCGUCGCCGUUCACUCUUCAGGUCAAAGAAAACCUGCUGGUUUUUGGUUCCAGCUGAGAACCAAGUCCUCAGGUCCUGAACCAGUUUAUUUUUGGUGGAGGUGCUCUGGACGGUUCAUCAUCAGGAGCAGGAACCAGAACAGAACCGGUUCCAAGUUGGUGGAAAAGGAGAACGUGAAUGAAGACAGGAAACAUUAAUAUUUUAAGGUUUUCUUAUAUUCAGACAGACAGGAUGUGAUGAUGUGUUUUACCUGCUUGACAGUUUCGACUGAGACUCCAGUCUUCCUCAGAAGCGUCAUCCGACGUGCUGCUGACGUGUCAUAUAUCAGCUGGUGGGCCUGACAGACCAAUCAGAGUCUGUCAGGCCCACCCUGCCUCCCGCGUCGUUGUUCGUUCUCUGGAGGAGGGAAUCCCAGGUAUGUUAGAGGGUGUACGCCCCCUCGUCCCGGUUGAUGGUGCCACUUCCUGAUCUCUGUGGCCUCUUUUAUCCACCGUUUGAAUUUAUUGGUCUCUGGUGUGAUUAUUUUGCUCCUGUCCCAGUCCAUGAUGUGGUUAUUUCUCCUGCAGUGAUCUGUGAUGGAUGAUUUUAGGUUUUCCUGUUCUGCUUUGUCUUUUCGUGUCCUUGUGAAUCUUUUCGUGUCCUUGUGAAUCUUUUCGUGUCCUUGUGAAUCUUUUUGUGUCCUUGUGAAUCGCCCCGCUGUCUCUUUUUCGCUUUCUUUUUGAUGUUCUUGUCACAUCUCCUCACAUCCUGUCUGUCUGAAUAUAAGAAAACCUUAAAAUAUUCUAAAUAGGAAGACAGUAUGAACCUUAUCAAUCCAAACAUUUUUAAUCUUCAGUUGGAGUCAUCAGACUGUUCUUAACGCUGGUCAUAUCCACAGUGAGGAGCUGCAGCCAUUAUUCAUGUUUAGAAAAGUAAUCAUUACCUACAUUAAUGAUCAGUUCAUGGCUUCACAGUUUGGAAUGACGAGACAUUUCUCUGUCCGACGUGAUAGUAAAUGUUAGAGAUGCACCGUAUUGGAUUUGUUGCUGAUAUAUAACGAGUGAUUUGGCCGAUAACUUUGUUUCUGUCCUCAUGUCAGUGAUGAUCAAGUCUCCUCUGUAGAUGAAUUAACAUCAUAUUAUACACACAGACUGUGAUGGUGACAGCCCACCAGCAGGUGGAGACAUGAAACACUGUUCAGUGUGUGUAACAUUGAUUCACUGUCUCUA
This is a messenger RNA of Epinephelus moara (kelp grouper), 4811 nucleotides long. Its product is annotated as mitofusin-1-like. Gene Ontology annotation, cellular component: mitochondrial outer membrane. The record is from RefSeq and is a predicted model, not a curated record. The coding region runs from base 114 to 2270 and encodes 718 amino acids. The transcript is spliced from 18 exons. Gene Ontology annotation, molecular function: GTPase activity; GTP binding. Gene Ontology annotation, biological process: mitochondrion localization; mitochondrial fusion. Lineage: Eukaryota; Metazoa; Chordata; Actinopteri; Perciformes; Serranidae.